Molecule: messenger RNA, 591 nt
Organism: Anopheles maculipalpis
Lineage: Eukaryota; Metazoa; Arthropoda; Insecta; Diptera; Culicidae
Gene: Pop4
Product: ribonuclease P protein subunit p29
Exons: 4
Coding region: 1-591 (196 amino acids)
Biological process (GO): tRNA 5'-leader removal; rRNA processing
Cellular component (GO): ribonuclease P complex; ribonuclease MRP complex
Molecular function (GO): ribonuclease P RNA binding
Source: RefSeq, a predicted model, not a curated record
AUGGAAGCUCCUUCGUUUAUGCUUAGUUUGGUGCGACCAGAAGAACGGGAAAAGGAUGCUGUUACAGCCAAACAGUACCUCAGUCUUGAUCCGGUGCAUUGUAGGAGCAAAAAGAAGGUGCUACGAACGAAGCCAAAAAAGAAACUUUCACGCAAAGAAAUCAAAGAAUUGGGACUCUACACUUUACCACCCGAUACGGUAAAGUACGCAGAUGCGUUAAAGCUGCACCGGAUGUGGUGUGGAUAUUAUCAGACAAUUUUCCCUUCUGAAUUGCCAGACGUGACCGAGGCUCGAUACAAUACGGCUGUAGCUAGCUUGCUAAAGGCCGAUUAUCAUGGAGCGAAAAUUCAAAUCAUCCGCUCGAAACAGUCCAGCGUGGUAGGCAUGAAAGGAAUCGUUGUGCUCGAUACGAAAGGAACCUUCAAGAUGGUGUCGAAGGAUGAUAAAUUGCGAACAAUACCCAAAAACGAUUCCCAGUUUGAAGUGAUCUGCAAAGAUCAGAUAGUGACCAUUUUCGGCAAACAUCUAAAUGCUCGGCCUGCGGAACGAUCGGUUAAGAAAGCUAAAACGUUUGCUUUUCCGGAUUUAUAA